Haliotis rufescens (red abalone) is the source of this 2197-nucleotide messenger RNA. RefSeq names its product mucin-5AC-like. Lineage: Eukaryota; Metazoa; Mollusca; Gastropoda; Lepetellida; Haliotidae. The record is from RefSeq and is a predicted model, not a curated record. The transcript has 7 exons. The coding region runs from base 332 to 2197 and encodes 621 amino acids.
CAAGAGUGACACGGUGGAUGAUUCUCGAACAAUAAGACACUGCCCCACCCGAGUAACUUGAGCUUUGUCACGGAUACCUUCACUCGUUAGCUCUAGACCAAGGAAUUUCUAGGGCAUGUCUUCAAUCUCACCGGCAACUGUCGGGCAGCGGAGGACAUUGUAACUGCGGGAACCAUUUCGACGACAGAAACAAGACAACUGGAAGAAAGUCGAUCUCAUACGAAGCCCUUAUUCGGAAGGGUACUACAUAUACCCAUUGAGCGGAAGUAAACGAUCGAGCAGAAGGUCCCAAAGCCGACGACAGGCGAGGAGUUCCGGUCGGGGAGUAAGGAUGUCCGACAAGAAAUACUACACCAGGGAGGACGACGAGUUCUAUACCCCGACACGGGUGCAGCUUGCUGGGUACGGACGCCAUAUGUACGACAACCCGAAUUUCGUGUACGACACAAGCCAGAAGCAGCGUCCAUAUCAUGUGGCUUCCAGUUCCGACUCCAGCAAUGGAACUAGCCGAUUAUCAAAACGCCAAAAGAGCCACUACUUCCUCGCUGGAGUCAUAUUGUUUGUUGUUUUAUUGGUUGUGGCAGCCAUCGGAGUGGGCGUAUAUUUUUCAAUGAACCAAUCUACGCAAGGCAAUCUCGAUACAAGUCCGUCCAGACUAGAGACCCAUUCAGGCAAUCAACCACCGGAUGCAAAGCUGACCGUUCGAGCCGGAGAUAAAACCUGGGAAAAUGAGAUGGCAGACACCCAAAGCAUCCGGUUCAAGGAGGUAGCCAAGGAGUUUGAAAAGGAGCUUGAUUCUGUCUUCCUUGCCAGUCCUGUGAAAGAUGUGUACAACUUCAGCAUGGUGUCAGGUCUCAGUUCUGGUAGUGUGAUAGCCCAGGUUGAAGUUUUCUUCAUUACGGAGACUGUGGAAACGACUGUGUCACAGAAACAGCAGGUAGCCAACUAUAAGGCCAACCCACAGACAUUCCAGGUGGUGGUGAAAGAGGCCUUUGCAGAGAGGGCCAAAGAGAGAGCCAGAAAUAAUAUCAAUACAGGUCCAACAUUUGACAGCUCAAAUGUAGAAACAGUUGUUGUGACCACAACUACAACCACCACAACGACCACCACACCAACAACAACCCCACAAGCAAUGACAACUCAAGCAGCAACAACUCAAGCAGCAACAACUCAAGCAGCAACAACACAAGCAGCAACAACUCAAGCAGCAACAACUCAAGCAGCAACAACUCAAGCGGCAACUACACAAGCAGCAACUACACAAGCAGCAACUACACAAGCAGCAACAACUCAAGCAGCAACAACUCAAGCAGCAACAACACAAGCAGCAACAACUCAAGCAGCAACAACUCAAGCAGCAACUACACAAGCAGCAACUACACAAACAGCAACAACUCAAGCAGCAACAACUCAAGCAGCAACAACUCAAGCAGCAACAACUCAAGCAGCAACUACACAAGCAGCAACAACUCAAGCAGCAACAACACAAGCAGCAACAACUCAAGCAGCAACAACUCAAGCAGCAACUACACAAGCAGCAACAACUCAAGCAGCAACAACUCAAGCAGCAACAACUCAAGCAGCAACAACUCAAGCAGCAACUACACAAGCAGCAACUACACAAGCAGCAACAGAAGCAGCUACAACUCAAGCAGCAACAACUCAAGCAGCAACUACACAAGCAGCAACACAAGCAGCUACUACACAAGCAACAACACAAGCAGCUACUACACAAGCAGCAACACAAGCAGCAACAACUCAAGCAGCAACAACUCAAGCAGCAACAACUCAAGCAGCUACUACACAAGCAGCUACUACACAAGCAGCAACACAAGCAGCUACUACACAAGCAGCUACUACACAAGCAGCAACACAAGCAGCAACAGAAGCAGCUACUACACAAGCAGCUACUACACAAGCAGCUACUACACAAGCAGCAACACAAGCAGCAACACAAGCAGCUACUACACAAGCAGCAACACAAGCAGCUACUACACAAGCAGCAACAGAAGCAGCUACUACACAAGCAGCAACACAAGCAGCUACUACACAAGCAGCAACAGAAGCAGCUACUACACAAGCCACCACAACAGUCCAGACAGCAUCAACAACCAGCAACCAGCCAGAUGUAGUAACAACAACUACAAUAGCAGCUCCAACCACAACUCCACCUCCAGAGCCGGAAGUUGGUGAGUAA